Molecule: messenger RNA, 1146 nt
Organism: Homarus americanus (American lobster)
Lineage: Eukaryota; Metazoa; Arthropoda; Malacostraca; Decapoda; Nephropidae
Product: proline-rich protein 36-like
Exons: 6
Coding region: 1-1146 (381 amino acids)
Source: RefSeq, a predicted model, not a curated record
AUGGCUUGGUGUAUGCCGGGGGUAUGCCAGGCUCUCGUGUCCACUCCACGGUUGCUCGCCCGAUGGGGGUGGCGGAGAGGGGGGGGGGGUUGUAACAUCCACUGGAUACAACAAGUGAGCACCACCAAGCACUGGGUACAACAAGUGAGCACCACCAAGCACUGGGUACAACAAGUGAGCACCACCAAGCACUGGGUACAACAAGUGAGCACCACCAAGCACUGGGUACAACAAGUGAGCACCACCAAGCACUGGGUACAAACAAGUGAGCACCACCAAGCACUGGGUACAACAAGUGAGCACCACAGCACUGGGUACAACAAAGCACCACAGCAAUUGGUACAACAAGUGAGCACCACCAAGCACUGGGUACAACAAGUGAGCACCACCAAGCACUGGGUACAACAAGUGAGCACCACCAAGCACUGGGUACAACAAGUGAGCACCACCAAGCACUGGGUACAACAAGUGAGCACCACCAAGCACUGGGUACAACAAGUGAGCACCACCAAGCACUGGGUACAACACCUCCUGUGUGGCACAGCCUCCCCCAAUGCGACACAACCCCAGUGUGACACAGCCCCCGUGCCACAGCCUCCACGUGACACAGCUUCCACCCGUGUUACAGAGCCUUCCCUGACAGAGCCCCUGUGUGACACAGCCUUCCCUGUGACACAGCCUGCCAGUGUGACAGAGCCUCCUCCCUGGACACAGCCUCCCCCAGCCUCCUCAGUGACACAGCCUCCCCAGUGUGACAGAGCCCCCAGUGUGACAGAGCCUCCCAGUGUUACAGAGCCUCCCCAGUGUGACAGAGCCUCCCAGGUUACAGAGCCUCCCAGUAGCCCUUCAUGUGACAGAGCCCUUCUACGUGUGACAGAGCCUCCCCACUGUGACAGAGCCUCCCGUGUGACAGAGCUCCCUGUGACAGAGCCUCCCUGUGACAGAGCCUCUACGUGUGACACAGCCUUCCACAGCCUCCCCGUGUGUCAGAGCCCACCCCGUGUGACAGAGCCUCCCGUGUCAGAGCCUCCCCUGUGUGACAGAGCCUCCCUGUGUCAGAGCCCACCCCGUGUGACAGAGCCUCCCCCUGUGACAGAGCCCCUGCAGAAGAGCCUCCCCCGUGUGACAGAGCCUACCCCUGUGUGA